AUGCUUACUGAAAAUGGACAGGUACGUUGUUUUUUAUUAUAUUUUACAUCCAAAUAAAAACCAAAAAAAAGUGUUUUAGUUCAAACUUUUAUAAUUUUUGUCUUAAUUAUUUAACUAGGGUUGGGAUCUGAAGAAUGAAGGCAAGGGGAGAAACCGACUAAAAAUAGUUUUCCAAAUGGAAUUUGAGGUUUUCUGAUGGUCUUCGUUACAAAAGUUAAAAAAAACGUGGUCACAAGCUGCUUGUGCUAUUUUAUAAGAUCCCUAGCCUUUCCCUUUCUCCUCCCCAAACACUCACCCGCAUUUGUCAUAACUAGUACAUCUUUAAGUUACCCUACCCCGCUUUACUUCACCCUUAUUUACUCUAGCUUAUCUUGCCCAACUUACUUUUUUCUAUCUUACCAUAUCUUAUCCCAACCCACUUACCCUGCCUUACCCCGCCUUACUCUAACUUGUUUUACCCCACUUAUAUCCAUCUUACUCUGGUUUUGGUCUAGCUCGUUCCUAGCUAUACAAACCCUUGACAAUCCUAAAGUUUAGAAGAUUGCAAUGAUGCGAGACUACGUUAACAGUGGAGCAACAAGAUCCUACGAAUUCCGUAUAAAACAAAUCAAAAAGAUAAAGCAAAUGCUGAUCAAUGAGAAUGACAAAAUCUGUGAAGCCAUCUACAAAGACACUCGACGUCGUCAAGAGUUCACAGAGUUCUAUGAAAUGGGUGUAGCUCGAAUGGAAUGUGAGCAGUUCAUUGAUAAUCUCAAGGAAUGGAUGGAGCCAGAGUACGUUGAUCGUACUCUACUGUGUAUGUUGGAUACUCCGUAUGUAUAUAAAGAGCCAUUUGGAGUUUGUCUUCUGAUUUCACCCUUCAACUACCCUAUUAAUCUUACUGUACCUGCAUUGAUUGCCAUGAUAGCUGCUGGCAACUCUGUUAUCAUUAAGCCUUCUGAACUGUCGCCUCAUACGUCGGCAGUGUUUGAAGAGAUAUACCACAAGUAUUUUGAUAGAAGGCUGAUACAAGUGGUACAGGGGGAUGGUGAAUUUACAGCUGCGUUACUUGAAGAGAGAUUCGACUUUAUAUGUUAUACUGGCAGUGCUAGGAUUGGGAAGAUUGUUAUGGAAGCUUCUAGCCGACAUUUGACUCCGGUGGUUUUGGAAUUGGGAGGUCAAAGGUAAGGUUGUAGCAGCUUAAAUACAAGGUCCAGGCUCAGGCUCAGGCGCAAGCUUAAGCUCAGGCUUAGGCUAAAACUCAGGCUCAGGUUCAGGAUCAGGCUCAGGCUCAGGCUCAGGCUCAGGCUCAGGCUCAGGCUCAGGCUCAGGCUCAGGCUCAGGCGCAGGCUCAGACUCAGGCUCAGGCUCAGGCUCAAGCUCAGGCUCAGGCUCAGGCUCAGGCUCAAACUCAGGCGCAGGCUCAGACUCAGGCUCAGGCUCAGGCUUAGGCUCAGGCUCAAGCUUAGGCUCAGGCUCAGGCUCAGGCUCAGGCUCAAACUCAGGCGCAGGCUCAGACUCAGGCUCAGGCUCAGGCUUAGGCUCAGGCUCAAGCUCAGGCUCAGGCUCAGGCUCAGGCUCAGGCUCAGGCUCAAACUCAGGCGCAGGCUCAGACUCAGGCUCAGGCUUAGGCUCAGGCUCAAGCUCAGGCUCAGGCUCAGGCUCAAGCUCAGGCUCAGGCUCAGGCUCAAGCUCAAGCUUAGGUUCAGGCUUAGGCUUAGGCUCAGGCUCGGUAGCAGAUUACCUACUGUACCCCACUUUCAAAGCAUAAUGUGUUUUAACUUUAGCCCAGUACUAGUAGAUGAAACAGUCAACCUUGAAAUCACAGCACGGCGUAUUCUGUGGGGUAAAACAUCAAACGGUGGACAGACCUGCUUGGCUCCAAAUCACUUGAUUACUACUCCGGAGGUCAAAUUUAAACUGCUGCCAAUUUUGAAAAAAGUUUUGAUCGAGUUUUAUGGCCAAGAUGCACAAAAGAGCGACGAUUUGAUGAGGCUGGUUCACACUAGACAUUUUGAGUAAGUUUUUCUACCCUGCCCUAUCGUACCCUAUCGUACCCUACCGUACCCCCACAGUACCCUACCUUAUCCUAUUCUACCCUACAUUACUGUUCUUAAAUUUUUUAGCCGCAUCAAAGCCCUAGUCGACGCCACAAAAGGAAGUGUAUUCUUCCAAGCCGGUGAAUUCGACAGAGAUGAUCUGUUUAUCCCUCCAAUGGUUGUGGAAGUCGAUGAAGAUGAUUCUCUGCUGAAAGAAGAACUUUUUGCUCCAAUUCUGCCAAUUGUUUGUGUUGAAAACUUUGACGACGCUUACAACAUGGUGAAGAAAACUGAAAAGCCUUUAGGGGCUUAUAUUUUCACAAACAACAAGAAACGACAACAAAGAUUUGUUGAGGAAGUUCAGACUGGGAAUGUUGGUAUCAAUGAUUUGAUGCUGAAUUUUGCUAGUAAGUGGCACUUUUAAAAGUUUUAAACUUAGGCUUUGGCUUGAGCUCAAACACAAGAUUAUACUUAAAUUUAAGCUUUGGUUCAUGCUUAAGAUCAAGUCACGACUCCCCCAGGCUUAAGCUCAAAUUCAGGCUUAGUUAAAGCUUAAGUUUGGGCUUAGUUUAGAUUUGGCCUUAAGCUCAGAUUUAGGCUCAGACACUAAUUUUAGUUCUAGCUCUAGCUUUAGCUCUGCCUGUAGCUCUAGCUCUAACUCUGGCUGUAACCUACGUUUAUGCUGAAGCUUACUCUCAGUCUCAAGCUUUGUGGGCCGAGGCUUACGUUGUUUUAAGCUUAAGCAGAAGCUUAAACCCAAACUUAAGCUUAAACGUAAACUUGUGCUCAUGCUUUGGUUCAAGUUCAGGCUCAAGUUGAAGCCCAGGUUAUAGCUCAAGCUUAACUUAGGAUUUUUUGCCUAACAUAUAUGAACUUGCAGAAUUGCCAAACUCUUAAAAAAACCUUAUUUUCAGUUGACACACUACCAUUUGGCGGUGUAGGUCACAGUGGAAUGGGUCGCUACCGCGGCAAGUCCGGCUAUGAUACUUUCAGUAACUGGAAGUCCGUUCUUCACCGAGGGUUCUUCGCUGACAAUUUGACUGCGUAAGUGAAAACAUAUUUUACAAUAUUGUACUACCCAUUAUACCCAAAUUGAAAUUCUAUUUUACUUUGAAAUUUUCAGCUGCCGCUACCCACCAUGCACCCCAGAAAAGUAUAAGAUGAUGCAAAAGUCGGGGUCUCGAGUAGUUGUACCUAAAUCAUUCAAGAAAACGAUGUCCAUCUUACCAUGGGUGCUGCUCGGUGUACUGUUGAACAUUCUACUACAAAAAGUGCUUUAA
Molecule: messenger RNA, 3298 nt
Organism: Bursaphelenchus okinawaensis
Lineage: Eukaryota; Metazoa; Nematoda; Chromadorea; Rhabditida; Aphelenchoididae
Source: the annotation of a GenBank genome assembly